CUACACGCCUGAAGUUUACCAACACCACUGCACUGGCCUAAGUGUGUUGCGGUAACUGUCGAUUAGCGGUAUUUUGCCCUCGUCCACGAACGUCCUCGAUAUACUUUAAUAUUGGCAGUUCUGCGGUUAUGGGCCCGAUGUUAAUUCAACUGAAGCCCUAAACGCGUGUGCUUCUGGAAUGCUCACCAACGCCUCAUUAUAAGCGUCGUACGACUGCGGAGCCGCCGUUUCCGUUGCACAACAACUCUGAUGACCUUUUCCCUAGAGCUCUUCUUCCCCUGAACGCAUCGCAAUAUAUGACUUCAACUGCAACAACAGCACAUGACCUUAGUUCAUUUUAUUACGUGCAAAUUGCUGUCGCUGCCGUCGUCUUGUAUGAUCACUCGUUGACCUUCGGUCGUGAGAUAGAUUAUAUAUGGCGGAGGCCGCCUUCAUUUGUGGCCGCCUUAUAUCUAUUGGACCGUUACUUGGGCGAUUCCGUUGUAAUCAUUGGGGUAUAUUUGUGCCUCACAGAGGAUGCAUCAACACAAGUGAGCUUUCGGCUUUUCCAGGUCCGAGCGUGGGGUACUCUUCUGUGUUCAUGGCUUACUCAAUGCAUCAUGCAACUCCGAAUAUAUGCUAUGUACCGUCAAACUAGGUGGAUACUCAUGAUAUUGGUCUUUUCUUUUUUCAGCGAGGUCCUUGCUGUCGUUGUAAUCAUCUGGAGAACCAUCGGUCCAACAAGCCAAUUGGUUGUCACCGACAAGUCUUCAAUUUUUCCUGGGAAGCACCUGUGCACCUUCUCCGGGAUCAACACAAAUUUCACCUAUUUGUUUAUACCCGUCCUUUGCUUCGAGGUCUUACUCUUCUUCUUGGCCAUCAGAGUUUCUCUCAAUAAUAUGAGAGAGAGAAAGGCCACCCCUGGUCCCUCCAGCUUGCGCGUAAACUCAUUUAUGAGUAUCCUUGUGCGAGACAGCAUUUUGUAUUUCUUCAUAAACCUGGCGAUGUGCGCUAUCGUCAUGGGCCUGUGGCGGAAUGCCGCUGCCCUACACGCAACCAUAUCUAUCCCGUUCAUCAUGCUAGUCCAGACCAUAAUCGGCACUCGCAUGGUAAUCAACUUCAAGGAACACUGUUCUCGCCGGUUGAGCUCGGAACCAAUCAUGAUCACUGGGUCAAUAUACUUUGCAGGAGUCGUUGAAGAGACUGGGCGACAGGGUACGAUCCAUGACCAGUCGAACGAAAGUGACGAGGAGAUGCAGCCGGUCAAGAGUAAUGAAGAAAGUGCUGAGGUCAUCACUUAUGAGGAUAUUGAGGAGUUGUAACUUUUGAUUGCUGCGAUCCACAUACACGGAUCGAUUUCUAUAAUACAUGUUCAAAGUACCUAGCUCAUGCAGCGCGAUUUUGCACACGAGCCUGCAUAACAUGGUGUACCGUGUACACCCGCGCAGUUAGCAUGAGCAAUUAAGUAAGCAUUGGAACCAGGGAUCGCAUAGUUCCUAAUA
Suillus bovinus is the source of this 1481-nucleotide messenger RNA. RefSeq lists its product as uncharacterized. The coding region runs from base 297 to 1301 and encodes 334 amino acids. The record is from RefSeq and is a predicted model, not a curated record. The transcript has 15 exons. NCBI's taxonomy places the organism in Eukaryota, Fungi, Basidiomycota, Agaricomycetes, Boletales, Suillaceae.